CAGAGAAACUGAUCAUUUGAAGUGCUCUCUUUAUUUUUGUCAGAGCUGUAUAUAAAGUCUCCAUUUCCAUUUAUAUUCCUGAAAAAUGUAUCCCUAUGGAAAUAGAUAUCAUUUUGGUUCUCUUCACUCAAAACUUGGUUGGGUCCUGCCUGACUUGUCCGGAUAAUAGUGGGUUUGUUGAAGCAGGUGUAUGACGGCGUCUUCACCUCCAUCUCCACGGCGAUAAGAAAGCACAUAUGUGCUUGCUUGCUCACUCCGGUGGGCCAACAGGAGUCAAAAGGUCAGGUAACAUUAGUGAUUCUAAAUGAGUUUUAUUCAGCUGGUCCGAGGGGGAAAACGGCUCUUUGGGUCGUAAAGUUUACACACAUAGACACACACACAGCUUUAACUGAUAGAUUAUAGACUGCAGCCUCCAGGCAGAGGCUCUUGUUUAGCCUGUUUUCGGUAAUUGACAUCAGAAAGACGGUCAAGAAUUGGAUUGUAGCAGAACAAAACCCUCAAGUUUGACCGGUUAAAAAACAAAAGAAGUGACCUCCUGACUCUGUCUGUCUUUCCCUCCCCCGUACCAUUUUUAACUUUAUCCUUAAAAAAUGGCACCUUCCUAAAAUAAGCUUACUUAGUUCAAGUUUUGUUAUUCCUUUAGUCAAACACUGAGAAGGAGGCGCGGCUGCAACCAAUCAACUCUCAGAUGAAUCCCGCCAGACAGCUGCUUUCCUCCUCAGACGUUUGGAGGCUCAUGAGCCGAGAGCCUCAACAGAGACAAAAUGAGAAACGCCAGCAGCUAAAGUGCAGCGGCUUUGUUUAGCUUAGGGGAACAAGAAAACAGAUUUUUCUUUGGAAGCAGGCAGAAUCUGGAAAAUCUCAUCUCUUGCUUCCCCUCCUCUUCUUUCUUCUGGUUGCACAACUCGGCCCCGACAGGAGCGUCAUUCCUCCUGCUGCACUCCUCCGUGCUAGUCGCUUUGACCUUGCUCACACACACACACACACGUCUGAGCUUCACAGCCGACAGGAAUGGGACUGAGGAGAGCGAUUGUUCUGGUUGCGUUGAUGGAGGUGACAUGGAGCCUCAACGUGACGACAAUCGGACCUGAAACCGUUUCCACGGACGCCUCAGCUCAUCCGGAGCCGGCCGAGGAGAACACAGAGCAGAAAGAAGCGGUGGCAGCGGAGGAGGAUGUGAUGGCGACAGGUGAGCUGAACCCCAACCACUACCCCGCCCAGAGGGCCGCCAAGUUGGUCCAGCACUACCUCAACGCGCGCUACGGCUCCCCUUACAAACUGUUUGGACUGAAGGAGGUCCACAGUGGGAACGCGGAGGAAGUGGCAGACUCCGGGAGAAAGUAUCAGCUGGAGAUAUCGGUGCACGAGAUCAUCAGCAACACUAAAGAGAAAUGCUCCGCCGAGGUUUUCUUUCCGAGCGGAGCAAAGCAGCUCUCACCUCAAGUCCAGGUCUCCGCAUGCGAGGAGAUCUUGAAGCUUGAUGCCAAAUCUGAAGAAGAGGCCUUGUACCAGCAGUACAAGACCAACAAAACCGUUCGCACUGAAGAGCGCCUACCGGACAGCUACGGUCACAUCGACCCAGAGAUGACUCCUUUCUGGCACCUGAGCAUCGUGGCCUCUAGCUUCAUUAUGCUGAAGGAAUCAACAGAAAACACUCUGUACAACGUGGCUCAGGUGGCCAACAUCACUCAGCUGGCAACAGAGAAUGACCAGCUGAAGUUUGACUGUCACGUCCUGCUGCAUGAAAUGGUGUCUCAGGAAAUUCCUCAGUGGAAGCUGCUGUUCACCUGGUCUCCAGCAGAGGGCGUGAAGGUGCUGCACACGGAGCAGCUGCCCCACGUUCACGAAUUUGAAAAACGAGCAAAACCAAACUGAUGUGCUGCUGUUUUCAAAACUGAGGUUACAACACUUUGUAAUCAGUUAUUUCUUUGUAGACGUGCUGCAAUAUCUGAAGCAAGAUUAGCUGUUUCUCUUCCCCCCCCCCGCCCUUUGCAUCUUAAGCCGUUUAAAACACACAAGAAGCUGGAGUUUAUACUCAAUAAAGCGUUUAACGGUU
Xiphophorus maculatus (southern platyfish) is the source of this 2056-nucleotide messenger RNA. RefSeq names its product latexin (gene lxn). Gene Ontology annotation, molecular function: metalloendopeptidase inhibitor activity. The record is from RefSeq and is a predicted model, not a curated record. The transcript is spliced from 7 exons. Bases 1012 to 1875 code for a protein of 287 amino acids. Lineage: Eukaryota; Metazoa; Chordata; Actinopteri; Cyprinodontiformes; Poeciliidae.